Messenger RNA from Aedes aegypti (yellow fever mosquito), 1773 nucleotides. RefSeq names its product elongation of very long chain fatty acids protein 4. Gene Ontology annotation, biological process: fatty acid elongation, polyunsaturated fatty acid; fatty acid elongation, monounsaturated fatty acid; fatty acid elongation, saturated fatty acid. The record is from RefSeq and is a predicted model, not a curated record. The transcript has 6 exons. The coding region runs from base 698 to 1558 and encodes 286 amino acids. NCBI's taxonomy places the organism in Eukaryota, Metazoa, Arthropoda, Insecta, Diptera, Culicidae. Gene Ontology annotation, molecular function: fatty acid elongase activity. Gene Ontology annotation, cellular component: endoplasmic reticulum membrane.
UCCGAGUUUCACGCCAUCAUUGUCCGGCUGUCCGUUUAAGAGCGCGCCACGCGGAGUUCGUCCUGGAUCGGGUUCUCCUCAAAGUUCUUCGCCACUGCCAGAACCAUUGUGGGCAAUAUCUUAGGAGUUUUUUCGAUGAUAUUUUGAGACAAAACAAAAGCUUUUGGUGAUAUACUCAACCAGUCGAAAAAUUGCAAUACUUUUUUGUCUCGAACGAAAACCUCAUACUAAUAGUGUCAACACAAACAGUUUUUAAGUGCAACAAUCAACAAAUCUUGGACCCAGUGUACACACGAGCAGUCAUUCAUCGUUAUUCCGAGCCGUUGGGGGGCCUUAAACCGUCUGUUGUUGCCGUCUAGAGCGUUGGGAAAGCAAGAACAAAUAUUGACCAACGGGUUCGUCGUCACCUUUUUUGAAACCGGUGGUGUUGCCCUGAAAAGCAAACGGAUAUUUUCGGGUGGCGUGGUGUACCUCCUUCAACUUUUUGGUCAGAUAUUGUAUAGUAAACAGGGAAAUGCCACAGCGUAAGUGAAACUAAGUGGAUUACGUAUUGGCUUGUUUGGAUUUCAGUGACGGUCAAAACCUUGAGUGAAAAGUGAAUCUGCCGCCUAUCAUGUGCUAGAGCCGAGCGCUCAACGGAAAGCAAGAACGUGGAACAUUGAAAAGCUGCGGCCGACAACAGAUAAUCAUAACGAAAAUGCCAAAUGACACAGACAGCAUACCCUUCUAUGACGUGUUCGGUUACUACGAGUGGACCCUUACCCUAGCAGAUCCCCGAACGAAAGGAUGGCUCCUAGUGGAUUCACCUGUCCCAACGCUACUCUGCGUGUGCGGUUAUCUACUUGUCGUUUGGGCUGGUCCCAAAAUGAUGCGAGAUCGGAAACCGUUCGAUCUCAACCCAGUACUGAUUCCCUAUAACCUAGUGAUGGCACUACUUAACCUGUACAUUUGUGUUCAACUUUUCAUCGGCUCGACACAGCUGGGAUACAGCUACAUCUGCGAACCGUGCAAGCAGAGCUUCAGCAGUCCUGAGAUGCGGAUUGUCGGAGCCGUGUGGUGGUACUACUUCUCCAAGGUGCUGGAAUUCACCGAUACGUUUUUCUUCAUCUUGCGGAAAAAGGACAACCAGCUGACGUUCCUGCACGUGUAUCACCACAGUACCAUGUUUUCGUUCUGGUGGAUUGGAGUCAAGUGGGUUCCCAGUGGAAGUACUUUCCUUCCUGCUAUGGUUAACUCGUUCAUCCACGUGCUCAUGUACACAUACUACGGACUAUCGGCGCUGGGACCACACAUGAACAAAUAUCUUUGGUGGAAGAAAUACCUCACUAUUCUGCAACUGAUCCAGUUCACCUGCGCUUUGCUGCUAGGCAUCAACGGCAUUCUGGUGGGUUGUGAAUUCCCACUGUGGAUGCACUACACCCUGAUAGGAUACAUGAUCUCGUUCAUUGUGCUCUUCGGCAACUUCUACGCCCAGGCCUACCUUAAGGGCCAAACCAUCAAGGAGUUUGAAAUCAAUGCAAACUGCUUGGAUCUACGAUCUAAGAACAAGGCAGAGUAAAUUUAGGCGGUGUGUGUAUGCUAAGUGUUCAAGGGGUUACGCCAAAUAGCUGAUAGAACUAGGCAGUUUGUUACGGAUCGGAUUAACUUGGAAGAGUCAACCUGUGUAUAGCUAUUAGUACAAGCAAGUAAUAAACAUUGACAGUCAUUCAAAGUUGUCAUUGUAUGAUGUAUACAGCAAAUGCUUAAAAUAUGGAAAUAUAUCUGAGAAAUAAU